Messenger RNA from Apis laboriosa (Himalayan honeybee), 4285 nucleotides. It is a transcript of the gene Liprin-gamma, whose product is annotated as kazrin. Bases 556 to 4155 code for a protein of 1199 amino acids. The record is from RefSeq and is a predicted model, not a curated record. Gene Ontology annotation, molecular function: protein binding. The transcript is spliced from 19 exons. NCBI's taxonomy places the organism in Eukaryota, Metazoa, Arthropoda, Insecta, Hymenoptera, Apidae.
GUCGCGAAUCGUGGUUUUUGUUGAAUCGGUUUAUCUUGUUCGUUCUCGUUCUCCUUUGGUUCUGCUUGUUUAAUUCUUGUUUUUUUUUUUGGUUAUUCGGCCGAAUAUGCCGAAUAUGGAACAAUGUUGAAGUGGCGCGGUUUAAAUCGUAGUCGGAUUCGCGCCGAGAUCGGUAGUGUCGUAAUUUGAAUGUAAAGUAGUAUCGGCUGUGUCGUUAGUGUCGAAGAUCGAGAUCUCGAAUUCUUGCGAUUCUCUGGAAUAGUGUAGGCGCGUUUCUGUUGCGCAGAAUACGGACGAUUGGGAAUUUAAACAGGUGUGUGCGGAAAUAAGGGUAUUCCAAUUAAACGUGUCAGAUAUGAAGGAAGAAACCACUUCUGAAGUCGGUGGGCAGUGUAGUUGUGUACCAGAGUGUCUUAUUUCGCGGUUGUGAACUCAUCGCAACGUGUAGAAAUCAUCUGAAGUAAUCACCACAUUUUUGUGCUCUGCGAAAUAAUAACUAGAUGGUCCCUUUAUCCAUCCCGGCAAUACAAGCUUCGUGAAGGACCACUCAGAAAAAUGAGCGCAGCCGUAGAAAACGGCGUGGAUGCCUCGAAGCCGCGCGGCGUUUUCUCGAGGGCGUUCGCUAAACGGGCGCAACCCUUCGAGGAAGCCCUCAAUACCUUAAACCGCUUAAACAAAGAAGGUGAAGCACUUGCCCUCCAGGAUGACCUCACAACGCACCCCACCUUGGCUUUGAUGCGACGCAUCCUCGCAGAUGCACAGGCAAAAUUUCGCGUGAUGGUGGAGGAGAACGCAGCGACGGGCGCCCGGCUUGACGGGGAGCUGGAACGAGCGAGGGGCGAGUGCGCCACGCUUCGAGGCGAGCUGAGGGACGUCCGUGGCGCUUUGCCGGUCGUGUUGAACAAUAACAACGGAGCUGGGAACAACAACGGUGGUAACACGAGCAACAACAACGCUGCGAACAAUGGCGGCAGCCCUGGACAGGAGGGUGGCGAUUCGCAGCAACAACAGUCGCAGGAGGAAGGGAAAAGGCUGAGCGCCGGAAGCAGCCCCGUGGAGAAGAGGAGCUCGGCCAGCGACAAGUCGGCCAGCCCUAUCGAUAAGAGAACCAGCCCCGUGGAUAGGAAGGAGAGAACGAGUCCCAUCGAUCGACGCGCAAGUCCUAUAGAGAAACGAAAUGGCUCGCCGAGUCGCAGCCCAAGCGAGAAAGCUCGACGGCCGUACGCCCCUGCGCUGGAGAAGACCCGACUCGGCGGUUCCGGCGGAAGCGUGGACUCCCGUUCCGGAAGCGCGAGCCCCGACCGAGGAUCCAGCAACAGGACGUUCUUUCAUCGCGGCGCCACCGAUCGAUCCAGCGUCGAGAGGCUUCGGAUAUCGACGAAUCGCGACUCGCUGCGAUCCACCAAGGAGAUGAACGACCACGAGAAGGACAUCGACAAGGAUCUCGUGGACGGCGAUGCGAGGGCCGAGGAGGACAAUGAACCACCUGGACCAGCCCCGGGCAGCAGACCCUCGUCGCCGGCUAAUUCCCUGGGAAUCGGUGAUCCACUGGUAGCAUCGAGAUUAUCAAACAUUCAUGGCGGGGGAGGUAGCACCGGUUCGGUGGAAUUGGCCAGCACGAGGCGACUACGGCUCGAGAACGAACGUUUGGUAGCUGAGGUAGCCAGAUUGAGAAGAUUGCUAUUCAGCGGAGCGGCACGCGGUGAAGUUGGCUCCGAGGAUGCGGCACUCGAGGACGAGGCACGAUUUGUUGCUCUUGAAAUGGAACUGCAACACGCCAAAGAAGCCCUCCAGGCACUUAAGGCCGAUCGCAAGAGGCUCAAGGCUGAAAAGUUCGAUCUUCUUAAUCAAAUGAAAGCACUCUAUGGCACCCUCGAGGACAAGGAGCGAGAAUUACGGGACUUUAUCAGGAACUACGAACAGCGGAUGCGAGAGAACGAGGCGACUUUAGGACGCCUUCAACAGCAAGGAGUCGGCAUACCUUCGGAGGAGCGCGAGCGCGAGAGGGAGAGGGAACGCUGGAGCCUUCUAAGGGCUGCAAGGGACGAGGCCGAUCGAAGUCUCAGCCUCGCGGCUAGUUUGGCCGACAAAGAGGCCGCCCUUUCGCACGCACACGCGACUAUAAAAGAGUUACAGCGUCAAUUGGCGGAAAGAGGUGGUGGCGGUGGUAUCUGCUUGAGCGACCAGGAAUCCUUGGUCUCGUUCCCGAGGGGCAGCGUGAAUGGGGCCGCGACACCGGGCGCAGGAAGUAGCAGCGGUGGCGGUGGCUGUGGUAUCAUCCCUCAUAUGAAUUCUCAACCGCCAUUAGGCAGCACAGAGCUAGGAGUGACCGUUGGGAACGUCGGCAAUGCGGCAGGUGUUGGCUCUUCCGGUGGGCAGGCGGGCGAUCGAGGAAGUUGCAGCGCGGAUAGCGGUGUUCGUGGAUCCAGCGACAGGGAGAGCGGCGGCGCGACCAGCGUGGGUGGCAAUCUUUCCGAUUCCACUACGGAUGGCACACCGACAAUUACGGUCGAGGGAAGCGGCCUCGACAUGGACAGCAUCUCCGUGGUUUCCUUCAUUGCACCAUCCCACAUGUACCAGUCAGCGACAACGCCAAAGGAUUGCAGCCCAACGUUGUCGCCUCUCAACGCUUUCUCGAGGUCUAUGGACAAUUCCUCGUUAUCGCGAUCGGUGGAACAGUUGUCAAGCCCGUUGGAAUCAGAACCGAGAAGAAACAAGCAAAACACACCUGUCGCGGCACCUGCCGCCCAUUCACGCUCCUCUGCAACUCGUGGAGGCACUUGGGGCUCUAUUUCGAGAGUGUUCGCCCGUACGCGGCAUCGAAAGGCAGCGAACAACUCGAGCGGCGGAAGCGGAAGUAAUGAGGGCUCUGACGGCUUCGAUCCCUACAGAUCAUGGUCACCGCUCACGGAGGAAGGCUACGCGGAGAAGCUUCGUUUGCUCAGAGAAGCCGCAUCCGUGCCCAUGGAACGAUGGAGGGCACCGACUGUGUUGGCGUGGUUAGAGGUUGCCCUUGGUAUGCCACAGUAUGGUCCACGAUGCGCUGAAAACGUUAAAUCUGGGAAGGUUUUACUGGAGCUAAGUGACGCAGAAUUAGAAGCCGGUCUCGGAGUGACACAUCCCCUUCACAGGAAGAAGCUUCGUUUAGCCAUCGAAGAGCAUCGACAUCCGAGUCUCGUUCGAUACCCGUGCAUUGCUCAAUUGGGUCACACUUGGGUCAGCUCGGAAUGGUUGCCUGACCUUGGACUCGCUCAAUAUUCCGAAAGUUUCGCAACUAACAUGGUGGACGCACGGAUGCUCGAUCAUCUGAGUAAAAAAGAACUUGAGAAGUUGCUCGGGGUGACCAGGAAAUUUCAUCAGGCCAGUAUCGUGCAUGGAAUUCAUCUGUUGCGAAUGCUGAACUACGAUCGUCAGGCACUCGCAGUCAGAAGACACCAAUGCGAACAAGUGGAUACAGAUCCUCUGGUUUGGACGAACCAAAGGUUCAUUCGGUGGGCAAGGAACAUCGAUUUGACCGAAUAUGCUGAGAAUUUGAAAGAUUCAGGUGUGCAUGGUGCUCUGGUCGUGUUAGAACCAUCCUUCACCGGCGAUACCAUGGCCACAGCUCUGGGUAUACCGCCUGCUAAACAGAUGAUCAGACGACACCUCACCGCCGAAUUGGAAGCCCUCGUCGUUCCAGCAAGAAGUCAGCUGGAGGUGGUCCCGAGGAACAGCACCGGAGGUGGUCGUCCUAUGAGCACAGUGAGCGCGGGUGGUAGCCUCGGUCGUGGAAGCAGGGCGCUGCAUCUUCAACAUCAUCAGAGCUCCCUGUCCGCCCUACACAUGACAGCCAAUCACUCGGGCACGGUCGAUAGACGCAGAUCCAGCCUCAGGACCUGCAGUCUUCUUUACUUGAAAAAGUUGUCGUGGAAGAGCUCACAGGGAUCGUUGAGCAGAGCCUUUGGUCUACGACCCAGGAGCGAAAAGGCCUCGCCAUCGUCUUCGUCGGACACCGGAAGCCUCGCCAGCCAGUACAUGAGCAGCGCCAGGAGCAACUCACCGCCACCCCCGCAAUUGCCGCCCAGACCCAUCACAGGCAACAAGAGACACCGUAGGGUGAAGAGCAUAGGCGACAUCGACUAUAUAACAAGCGCGGCAGUGAGCACCCCCGUUUGACAGGAGGGUAGGCCCCAACAUUCGGGGCCUUAUAGAAGCCUGAGCGAGCGAGGAUACUCCUCGUCGUAUUCCUCUUCGCAAUACGGCUCGUAUUCAGGCUAUAGCAACGUUCUACACGGCGACCAGUAUC